This is a messenger RNA of Hyposmocoma kahamanoa, 3869 nucleotides long. RefSeq names its product transmembrane protein 18 (gene Tmem18). NCBI's taxonomy places the organism in Eukaryota, Metazoa, Arthropoda, Insecta, Lepidoptera, Cosmopterigidae. The transcript is spliced from 5 exons. The coding region runs from base 16 to 540 and encodes 174 amino acids. Gene Ontology annotation, cellular component: nuclear membrane. The record is from RefSeq and is a predicted model, not a curated record.
ACGCUUCACGUGAAGAUGAACGUAAUACUACCAGGUCACCCCGAGCACGGUAUCAGGAGCGAAGACGCGAACGAGUACUUGAACCAUCAUAUAGAAGUCGUAGCCGGUCACCAGCUGGGAGGCAUAGGAGGACUCCAGAAGGCGACGGCGAUACACAUUGAAUGGCGUGACCCUUGGCUGAUUGCAUUGGUGUCUUUUCAUAUUAUUGUGACUUUUACAUGCUUUUCAACGAGGAACCAUGGCAACUUUCAAGUUAUACUCUUCAUAAUAUUAUUGCUGCUGGUAUAUUUCUCGGAGAACAUCAAUGAAGUGGCAGCUAGAAACUGGGCGCUAUUCUCAAGACAGCAGUAUUUCGACAGCAAGGGCCUGUUUAUUUCGGUCGUCUUCUCCAUUCCUAUACUGCUAAACUGUAUGAUUAUGGUGGGAUCGUGGCUAUACCAGUCAACACAAAUCAUGACGAAUCUAAAGAAGGCUCAAUUAAGGCAACGUCUCAAAGAAAUGAACAUGCACAGGGAACAGCAACACAUAAAAGCGGAGUAAACCAGGUUCAUCAAGGAGUCAAUUAAAUUGUGAUCCUAGAGGGUUUCUUUGUCGGCUAAGAGAGGCACCACGUUUAUUAAUGCGAAAUCGGCCUGAACCGGUCUGAGAUAGCUUUAUGUCCAUGCAACAAGAGCGAAAAAGAUGUUGCUCGUUUCUCUUAAUUUGUGUGGUGACUUGGCGUGAAGAAACAAUUUGUUGCCCUAUUUGGGAACAAUAGAAUAUGCAAAUAAAAACAAAUUUCAAGCACUUGUGAUGAGCGCAAAAACCGACGAAGAUUUUUCGAUUAUUUACAUAAAAAUACUAUCACUCACUAAAAUAUUUUACAAUAAUGCUCGGUAAUAAAUGUAUUCAUGUCAAGCCCUUCAAGACUAGUGAUGCAACGGAAGUGUUAUAACGGAAACAGAAACGUAAAAACAGAUGUCAAAAGUAAAUCUUAGCGGAAAAUUGCUAAAAAAACAUGCGCCCCACCGUCAAACAAACCGCGCGCGCACCACAUCCGUUUUAAACUUCCGUGACAAAAAUUGCUAAAGCAGAAACGGAACCAGAUGUGAUAAAAUUGCGGAACUUCCGCAACCGCAGUUGCGGAAGCAGAGGUAAAGGUCAGUUGCAUCACUAGACUAAAGGAGAUAACUAUGUCGUUUUUGUUCGUUUACACUACUCCCUCUGCUUUUUAUUUUCUUAUACAUUAAUGAAAUUUUAGUUUGGACUUAUUCACAAUAAAACAUAUUGUUGAGGAAUAGUGGUAAAAUCAAGCUCAAAGUAAAAGUAAUUAAAUUUUUUUUAUUGAAUUGAUAUUCAAUUAUUUUUUGUCAAAUUACUCCACUAGUUUUUUUAUAAUUGUAAAUACAAGGAUCGAACACUUAGAAAAAAAUUCUUUCGAUCGUUCCAAUCCUCCAUGUUGUUGAAAACUAAAUACAAAGAUCCGACAACAAGCACAUAGAAAGAUUCGUGAAGUCCACUGGUUUGUUCCGUGGCUUAGUUAGCAUAGCGUAUGGUACGGUUUGCUAGGAGACGUCUCGGUUCGAAUCCGGCCGGGUCGAAGGAUUUUUUCUAAGUCUUCGUUCUGUGCAUUAAUAAUUAAGAUUAUAAUUUAAGAAAAUCUAAAAGCCAUCAGGGCAGCGUGUUGCGGACCGGCUACUGGACGAGGUAGAUAUAAAUACAUUUUUAUUUUCUGUUGCUCUAUGUCAAUGUUUUUUAUCCAUAGUUCGCUCGGUUCUGUUUUUUGUUUUAGUUAGAUUUUCUAAAAUUAUUUUUGAGCUUGAUUUCCCCACUACUCCUCAAAACAUAUUCUUAAAAAAAUUCGUGUGACGACUAUUUUCUACAUGUAAUGCGCUAUGUUGUUACAAAUAUAUGAAUCUGUAAUUGUUGCGUUUAAAAACAAAAAUAAAAAGUAUUGUUCCCUUAAAUAAACACUUUAAUUUCUAAGUAACUUAGUUGUUGAUUAAUCGAACUUCAGGAACUUCAUUAAUUAUUUUUGUUUUGUUUAUGGUUUUUGUCCGUGGAUUUGAAAUGACUUUUUUAUUUAGUAUUUAAUUUUAGUUGGCAUAAUAUUUCUAUUCACAUCAUGCUUAAUAAAAAAAUAUGUACCAUUAUUUUUCUAUUGCAUUAACAAUUCAUCAAUCUUGCCUUUUAUAGUAUCUAAAUUGUAGAUUGCAAAAAUACUUUUAGUCCUUUUAAACUCUGGAUAUCAUAGUGCCAUUCUGCCCUCAGAACGAAAAAAGGCACAACUGCUGUAUAAAGUACACAUAGUUGUGCCCUUUUUAACAUCUGUUUUAUUUAUCAUGUUUGUAAUCAACUUAUUUGAAUAUACAUAUAUAUAUAUAUAUGUAACAAUGCAGCAACAUUUUUCAGAAAGUUUCGAGUGAAAGUUAGUCAUAGCUUCUCUUUUUUGCAUAUGCGUGUGAUAAUAAUUAUGAAAGUAUUAGUGAUAAAGGUGCAAUGAUAAUAUGUUAGUAAUAGAGAUGUGCUAGAAGGAACAGGUGUAGGAACAUCUCGUUUGUCUCUUAAAUUUGCAGUCAUCGUCGAAUCCAGGUGACUUCCAUAAUAAAACCACAAGAAUUAUGAAAGUCCCAUUAACGCACUAAAGGAAGUGUUUAAUUUUUAUUUGCAUUUACAAACAAGUUGAAAUGGUACCUGUCAGUGGCGAGGCGUGAAAAUUUUCGUUAGUGAAGCCUGUUAAAAAAAUCGCCUACCUUAACAAAAACUUAUUUUUUUCGUAAAAGGCGUGCAUAGUAUAAUAAUCGAAUUGGACGAAAGGGGCCACUUACAAAUAAAUAGUAUAGAAAAAUCAAAACAAAUGUUACCUGUUAAAAAAAAUCUUGAAAAUACGCCCUGGCGAAACUUAAAACAAUACUUAUUAACAGACAAGACACCAGUAAAGUUAAUUUCACUGGUUCCAUAAAUAUAACAUUUAUUACAUUAUUUUAACAAUUAAGUACUUGUAAACUUGGACCAAUCGCGACAAGUGAAUGCAAUUGAUGCCACUUUACUUUUUAAUUGAAACUACUAAUUAACACGAGCUUCUCUCUCCUUUACGUAGGCUAAGCCUAGUAAAAUAAAACCCCUAAACAAACAUUUUUGUAACGCUAUUUAUCGUUCAACAUUUACAAAAUACUAAUAGACCUUAAUAUGUUAUUAUAAUAUUUGUAUAAUAGUAAAACAAAAGUUUUACACUUGGCAAGAAUCUUUCCUAAGAAACAUAUUGGCGGCAAAUUAGUACGGUUCUUGAAAAAUCAACCUUCACGCCAUAUAUCUUAAAUUUAAGUGGAUAUUCGAUCAUACCUCGAUCAUUAGCGUGUUACCGACGAGCCUUUUCUACCAAUGUAUGAUAACGGACUUUUGCGAAUGUGCGUGAAUUGUGAUGUGACGAAAGCCGAAAAAUUACCAGCUUAACUCGGGCUGUGAUUGGUUAAUAAGAUCCAUCGGGAUGCGGGACAGGUUACUUACUACACGUUUACUAUGAAUAUUUUGAGUAAAGUUUUUAAGUAGUGGGGUAUGCGCGCUGUCUCGUACAGUGUUUUGAUUAUACGUGGGAGAUUUUAGGCAAGCCGUUGGGAAUUUUUAAAGUUAUAUGGACGCCUCGCCACUACUAGGUACCUGUACAAGUUUAAAUAAUUUGUUCCAAGUUGUUCAGGCUUUAUUCUUCUGCGACCAGUCGUAAUUUUUAGAUUUGUUUCCUCUGCCUAAUUCCAGAUUGGCUAAUUCCGGUGACAAUUUUUAUUAUUUACAUUUUCUAUAAUAUUAUCAGGAAGCAUUAUUUGAUUCGAGUGUAGUAACCUGAAAAUUUAUUUAAUAUACUAGAUUAGGAAAUGAAACAAUUUUUCCGGUUU